AUUUUGGAUUGUGAAGUCCAUACAUGUUUCAAAAAAAAAACUUUAUUAGAAAAAAACUCGAUGUUUUGAUUUUUAUAUUGGCAAACUAAUCCCCUGUUUCGGAUUCAUUUGCAUUUAUGGCAUAAACCCAGAUUUCUGCUCUGUAUAAUGCAUAAUUAGAUGCCAGCUUAUGCAGCUUUCCCAAUUUCCAGGAACAAAAUAAACGCAGUUAAUUAUUGUUUGCUACCAGGCCAAAAGUGAAUAACAGUAUUUCGCACUUUAAGCUCGCUUUGAGCGAAUUUCAUUGAUAUAGCUCAUUUGCAACCUAAUUACCUGCUUUCAUGACUUCCCAACUGUUUGCUAGUGUAUGGUUUUUGUUUUAUUUGAUAAUUAUCAUGACGUCACAUCUUACAUCGAAGCGAAGCGAGAACAAUGAGCGAGAAUAUUUUAAAUUCAUAUUUCGCAAUUAUAUGGCGAUGCGCUGACCAGCUCUGAUUUUUCAGUUAGUUUCGCUUUUAGCUGAUCAGCGUUCGGUUGAGCCAUGGAUUUAUUUAGCUGCUUGCUGCUGUGCCUGGGAAUUAUUUCACUACCCAAUGUUGUGUUUACGAUAUGCAUUCCACCCGAUCACUGCAUUGAAGAUAUGGAGGAAAGCGAUGCGAAAGAGCGAUUCGACUAUGUACUUGGCAAAUAUGAGGAGGUGGAAAUGAAAAUUCCCGGAAAACCCGUUGGUUUGCAUGGGAAAGUGGUUACGCAUGGCGAGGCGGAGGAGCAGCACUUGGUGUUCCAGUACAUGGACAAUACGCUCCAUGACAUCAUCCAGACGUGUGCGUUUGUGGUCAAGCGGAAUCCCGGUGAGUGCGAGAACAUCCGCACCUACUGCUCGGCCUUUCUGAGCCGCCUGCCACGCCCCCUGCUGGAGCGCCAGCCCAUCAACGUGUGCGACGACGGUACGCGGGUGGCGGAGGAGGAACCGGAAACGGAAGCGGAAGACAACCCGGAUGCAGAUGCUCAGGGGGAGGCUGAUCCGCAGCAGGAGCAGGGAGUUGGUCAAGUGGAGACCACAACAGCGGAGCCGGCCAGCUCCAAAUUAAGUGAAUUUUACUGAGUAUAUGCACUUUCAGUCAGCGGGUUUUUCACCCACCCCGACUUGACAUUUCACAGACAAUUCUACGAAUAAUUCUAAAAUAGGUGCAAAAGCAAGUGCAAUUGAGAUUAAUUUUCUUUUAAAUUAUACGUUUUUAAUUCUCCCGUUACGAAAAAUUACACUUUUUUGAUGA
This is a messenger RNA of Drosophila teissieri, 1256 nucleotides long. RefSeq lists its product as uncharacterized. Bases 521 to 1084 code for a protein of 187 amino acids. The record is from RefSeq and is a predicted model, not a curated record. The transcript is spliced from 5 exons. Lineage: Eukaryota; Metazoa; Arthropoda; Insecta; Diptera; Drosophilidae.